GCAGCUGCUGUCAGUUUGCUGCUCCAUUGCUUCCUCUUUUGACUUUGCGAAAGGAAAAGACGCUUCAUGUCUUGGCGGGAGCUCCUUCCUCCCUGGCUAGUGAUCGUAGCGGGACUGACGGGCAUCGUUCUGCUUUGCAUCUCCACUAAAGAUGUGCCUGUUGCCCCUCUCAGGACCAAGUAUGGCAUUGUUCUGGAUGCUGGCCCAUCCCGCACCAUCCUGUUCCUCUACCAGUGGACCACUACCAAGGCAAACAAGACUGGGGUGAUCAGAGAAUGUAGUUCCUGUCCUGUGCAAGGUCUGGGAGUCUCCAGCUACUCAGAUUCUCCUCAGAAAGUAGGGAAGAGCUUGGAGCCAUGUUUGAACUGGGCCCAGAAAGAGAUCCCGGCAGAGCAGCACAGCCAAACCCCCCUCUACUUGGGAGCAACUGCCAGCAUGAGGCAGCUGAACCUCACCAACCCCAUCCUCUCCGAUGGUCUCCUUGCAGCCCUGACUGUGGCCCUGAAGUCAUCUCCCUUUGACUUUAAGGGGGCACAGAUCCUAUCCAGUCCAGCUGAGGAAGCAUUCAGUUGGGUUGCUGUUAACUAUGUCCUGGAGAACUUCUUCAAGUAUGACUGGCGUGGACAGUUGGUCCCCUCCACGAAGGGGAUGGCAGGAGUCCUGUCCGUGGGAGGAACCUCAACACAGUUCACUUCCAAAGUGGAAGAGGAGAACCAGGCACCAAAAGAGGGAGUGAGGCUGCAGCUGUAUGGGCAGACACACAACGUGUACACUCACCGCUGCCCCUGCCACAGCACGGACCAGCUCCGCAGCAGGCUGCUCUCUAUGCUUAUUCAAGAUCAGAGAAGUGCUAAAAUUGUGUCUAAUCCUUGCUGGCCCCUCACCUACUCCCGGGAAGUGCAGUGGCGAUCAGUGCAUACUGUGCCUUGUGCUGCCAGCGAUCACACGUCAGACAUCCCUGCCCCUGAAGAAGUCUUCAACAUCACCGGCUCCAGCAAUCCCACCGCCUGCAUGAGACUUGUGCAAAGCCUGCUCAACUCCUCCUCUUCCUGCAGCUUCUUCAAAAGUUCCCUCAGCAGCGUUUUCAAGCCCCUCCGGACCAGGUUUCUGGUGAUUUCUGAGGCCAUGGACUUCAUGAGAGAAACUGUCCCCUCUCCCGACUUGGGUCAGGCAGUCAACAGGCUCUGUGGGAUGUCUGUCAAAGAGCUGGUCAAGGACUCCCACACAAACCUGGAUAGAGUUGCCAAUUACUGCAUUGUGUCUGCCUUUAUCCUUCACCUCAGUACCAAGGGAUACACCUUCGACUUUGACAGGCCUGCUUGGACUGCGUUCCAGAAGAAGAUGGGUGAUGCAUCAUCUAGCUGGACUCUUGGGUACCUGCUGAGUCUGACCAACACCAUCCCCCAGGACAGCCCAAGCUUCCUCAAAGGGAUUGAACCAGGGGUCUGGUCUUUGCUCCUUAUCCUCUUUGUUGUGCUGCUCACUGGCUCUUUCAUGCGCAUCUCAUACCGGGUGAUGGUCAAGGAGAACAGCUUCAGUAACAGGAACAGCAGUGUUUUUGAUGACAACUGACAGGUAUUCUGGGAAUCGAUACUCUUGCCAGUGGGCAGUUAAUAGGGAAUGUACAGAAAUCACACAGAUGUAAGUCACUGGAGGAUGCAAGUGAUUUUCUUGCAGGACUCCUGGAGCCUCAGUGCCUUAUUUCCACUUGCUAGCACUUGCACUAUGGAGCACUUUGAGACAAUGGAUCCUGCUCUGCAAGAAACCUAUGAUUCCUGGUGGAUGGCAAGCUGUUUGUUCUCCAGAUAAGAGCAGCCUGCACAGAUCUUGCUUGGGCUGCAGCUGAUGUUACUUGUGUCAGCCUAAUGAAACACCACCUCUGAGCAGGCAGGUCCUGAGCUGUUGUGAAGUUAGUAUUGAACAACCUUGUCUAAUCAGGAGAGGUGGCAACUGAAAAAAGUGCGCUGUCCUCUUCUGUGCUCAUGAGAGAGACAAUACCUGCAGUAUCGCUACCAGCGAAGACUGGAACAGCAUUAAAAUAUAGUCAGAAUAUAACAACCAACUUGCUUCCAUGAUCUAGGGAAAAAGCAGGUAUUUUCUGCCUGCUACUACUGAUCUGUCUGUUCUUCCAUCUCCCUUCCAGCGAAUGCUCCUACUGACCGAGAACCCUUCAAAAGCAAUGCUCUUUAGUUUUGGACUCUACAAAAUGUGUGGAGCAUCAAAGGAGAAACAAAGGGCACAGACACACAGCUGAGCUCUUGUCUCUCGGUUGAGUCAUAGCAACUCAGGGUUAAAAUUGUCAAUUUAAACUCUUUAACCAGGACUUAACACAUUUAAUUUCACAUGUGCUAAAACAGGGUGCGUGCUGGGCUGAGGUUCACCAGUUUGUUCAUUUACACUGAACUGCUUGUCUCGCUGACUCUGACAGUGAAGUCUCUCAUCUAGUACUGUCCUUUCAACAAGAGCAGGCCCAGGAACAGCUUUCCUAAUUGUCAGUCCAAUGACUUACAUGUUAGAUUGUGACCAGUUACUUUAUAAUCCGGCACUCAGGAUUCCUCUGGGGCUUGGCAGUCAUUUCAGCACCUCUGGUCUGUUCUGCUGUCUAAAAAGUCAGAUGCCAUACAAAUUCUCUGUUACUGUGAAGAAAAGGGAUCAAUUCAGACCAGCGCUGUCCUUUGACUAAAGCAUUUAGAAUUCACUUCUCUGAUGCCUUCAGAGACUUAAACACACAGGCUGUUAAAAGCCUAAGGGAUGAGCGUCUCCAACUAAUUUCAGACCACUUUAAACAAAUUUAAAUGCUGUGAUACGCCUUGCAGGAUUUUUAAAGCUACCAUGGCACCCAAAUCCUUUCUAAUCUGAUUAUUAAUUCCUUGUGCUCCCAACUUAUAUAUAGGACACCCCCCCUCCCCCAUAAUAUUGAGGUAUUCAUAAAUUUUCAGGCCAAUUAAUGAAGGUUUGGAACCUGUCAGUCAAGUUUGGAGGGGUGUGGAAACAGAUUUAAAUGAGCUUCAUAUUCAUUUCUUUGAGUUGCAAGUUAGAUAUUUUUAAUUAUAUCAUGUUAUUAAAGAUGUUUUAAUAGAC
Molecule: messenger RNA, 3081 nt
Organism: Falco peregrinus (peregrine falcon)
Lineage: Eukaryota; Metazoa; Chordata; Aves; Falconiformes; Falconidae
Product: ectonucleoside triphosphate diphosphohydrolase 2-like
Exons: 9
Coding region: 67-1572 (501 amino acids)
Biological process (GO): nucleoside diphosphate catabolic process
Cellular component (GO): plasma membrane
Molecular function (GO): UDP phosphatase activity; GDP phosphatase activity
Source: RefSeq, a predicted model, not a curated record